Lathyrus oleraceus (garden pea) is the source of this 2281-nucleotide messenger RNA. RefSeq names its product B3 domain-containing protein Os02g0598200. The transcript has 4 exons. Gene Ontology annotation, molecular function: DNA binding. Bases 164 to 2014 code for a protein of 616 amino acids. The record is from RefSeq and is a predicted model, not a curated record. Lineage: Eukaryota; Viridiplantae; Streptophyta; Magnoliopsida; Fabales; Fabaceae.
UGAAAAAACUCUUGAAACUAUCACACUUUUGGAAUUUUAUGCUCUCUAUCUUUAGCAACACAAGUGUUUUUCUGUCUAUUUUCACUGUCCUUCAUUUCCAUUUUCACUCUUAACUGUUAAACUUUUAAGCUUUCAUCCAUUUUCGUAUCAGAUUCUGUUUCAAAUGGGGGGAAGAGGAGGAGCAUGCAGAGCUUGGGAGGAAGACAUUUACUGGAACCAUUUUCAAUUCAUCUGUUUCACUCAAUUUCUCCGCUCUGAUUUUGAUCAACAACUUGCACUUCCCAAAACAUUUUCUGACAAUAUAAAGAACUUGCCUGAAAGCGUGACGCUAAAAGGUCCUGGUGGAGUGCUGUGGAAUAUAGAGCUGACAACUAGAGACAAUACCUUGUACUUCGCACACGGUUGGCAACAGUUCGUGAAAGAACACUCUUUGAAAGAAAAUGAUUUCCUUGUCUUUAAGUACAACGGUGGAUCGUUGUUUGAGGUUUUAAUCUUUGAUGGCGAGAGUUUAUGUGAGAAGGCGGCUUGUUAUUUUGUUCGAAAAUGUCAGCAUGCUGCCAAUACUGAACAAGGGGUUGGAUGUUCUAGCAAGAAAAGGGACUCAGAUAAUUCUGUUGAAGAAGUUAAAACUCCUAAUGGUGUUGAUGAAGGUGUUUCGCCUGUGCAAUCUUUUCAUCUUAACAGUAACCGAGUGCCACUUGCUGUACCUAUCGAAACUACUAAUGGCAAGACUCCUGCUGUACCUAUCGAAACUACUAAUGGCCAGACUCCUGCUGUACCUAUCGAAACUACUAAUGGCAAGACUCCUGCUGUACCUAUCGAAACUACUAAUGGCAAGACUCCUGCUGAACCUAUCGAAACUACUAAUGGCAAGACUCCUGCUGAACCUAUCGAAACUACUAAUGGCAAGACUCCUGCUGAACCUAUCGAAACUACUAAUGGCAAGACUUCUAAUGCUGGUGUUGAAACUGCUUCUGCCGAGCAAUUCAUGUCUGAUGCAGUCACUGAUACUGAGCCAAAAGAGCCAAAAACUGUUCCCUCCCAAACAACUGGUAAACGGACGAGGAGGAGGCCUGUUUAUGCCGAUAUGUCUGUCCCGAGUAAGAAGAGAGGAAGACCACCAAAAACCGCUAAUUCUCAUGAGGGGCCACCAAAAACCGCUAACUCUCACGAGGGAGCUCUAAAUUCUGUGUCUGGUGCUGAACUUAUCCCCAAGGUUUCUCCAAAGGCCUCUCCCAAGGUUGGAUUGGGGACCAAGGAACUAUAUACUUCAAAUAGAAGGCCUGUAACAAAAAAUGAGAUUGAAAAUACUCUUCAGUUGGCCAAGGCAACAUGUGCCGAAGACACCUUGCUUGUAACUAUGCGGCCUACGCAUGUAUACAAGAGAUUCUUCGUGUCAUUCCAUAAUAAGUGGAUAAUAAACCAUCUUUCUCCGUCAUCUCAAGAUGUGAUAUUACGGAUUGGUAAGAGUGAAUGGCUUGGGAAAUACUUGUAUCAUAAAUCUCGUAACAAUGGAGGACUUGCUGGUGGGUGGAAAUACUUUGCGCUUGAAAAUAACCUUGAAGAGUUUGAUGUGUGUGUGUUUAAGCCCGCAGGUUAUAUGGACAAAACGUUGAUCUUAGACGUGACCAUUUUUAGAGUUGUUGAGGAGGUUACUCCUCUUACUGCGGUGAAUUCUCCGGGAAAGAAUAUGUCAAUUAAGAAAACACCAACCAGGGUGAAUUCUCUGGGAAAGAAGAGGUCGAUUAAGAAAACAACAACUGGGGUGAAUUCUUCGCGAAAGAGAAGGUCAAUUAAGAAAACACCAACCGAGGUGAAUUCUCCGGGAAAGAAGAGUAAGAAAACACCAACUGGGGUGAAUUCUCCGGGAAAGAAGAGGUCAAUUAAGAACACACCAACCGGUGCUGUCCAAACAGAACUCGAGUCCUCUGAACCACUAGUAAAGAAGAGGGGAGUUAACAUAACACUGACCAGUGCUGUCCAAACAGAACUUGACUCCAUCGAAGGUGUGUAAUUGUAUCGUCCGAAGAAAGUUUCAUCGUUAGAAUUAUGUAAUAGUAUAUGUUAAACCUUUGUGUUAUGGCGUGUAAUAUGAAUGUGUUUGUAUUGUGUAUGUUAUGUUGGAUUGUUUAACUUGUUCAAUCUUCUGCUUCUACCUAGGUAAUUCACAUAUGUAAACUUUGGUUUGCUAGACUUUUUAAGGCUCAAGUUUGUAUUGAUCUAUCUACCUUCAUGGAUUGGUCUAUAGUUCAAGGUAUUGCUAGUGUAUAUUGUCCCUUUA